CACUCGACCGUACAACAAUCCAUUCAAGAUGUUCAAGUUCUUCGCCCUCGCCUUCGUCGCUCUGAUUGCCUGCGUCUCGGCCAAGCCCGGAAUUGUGGCUCCUUUCGCCUACUCUGCGCCUCUGGUGGCUGCUGGCCCAGCGGCUGCUGUCUACAGCCGGGAAUAUCACGGAAACUUUGCGGCACCCUACGUGGCAGCAGCAUCUCCUUAUGUGGCAUCCCCAUACCUGGCAUCUCCUUACGUCGCCUCUCCGUAUGUCGCUUCCCCUUAUGUGGCAUCUCCCUAUACUGCUGCCUUCAGCGCAGCUCCUGUUCUGCUGAGGAAGUGAAUGCAGGAUGAAUGGAACCAAUGAAAUGAAUUUUACAAAA
Molecule: messenger RNA, 368 nt
Organism: Drosophila persimilis
Lineage: Eukaryota; Metazoa; Arthropoda; Insecta; Diptera; Drosophilidae
Exons: 1
Coding region: 29-328 (99 amino acids)
Source: RefSeq, a predicted model, not a curated record